Messenger RNA from Coregonus clupeaformis (lake whitefish), 1371 nucleotides. Its product is annotated as ras-related and estrogen-regulated growth inhibitor-like. NCBI's taxonomy places the organism in Eukaryota, Metazoa, Chordata, Actinopteri, Salmoniformes, Salmonidae. The record is from RefSeq and is a predicted model, not a curated record. The transcript is spliced from 4 exons. The coding region runs from base 59 to 835 and encodes 258 amino acids. Gene Ontology annotation, molecular function: GTPase activity; GTP binding.
UACAGCUCUGGGAACGCAUCGAAUAUGAAUUGGAAACUUUUAAAAAAAUGUUUUUUGAAUGUUGAAUUUGAUGACAAAUUUAAUUAACAACAUCCAAAUGGAUAAAGAAACCAUGUCCACCCAUUUUGGUCUAUCAAGAACUUUGAAAAGGACAGGCAGUUUGUCUUCGAGAACGGUCAGAAUAGUGAUACUGGGCCAAGCGGCUGUUGGCAAAACUGCAAUGGCUGUGCGAUUUAUCACUAGAAGAUUCAUUGGCGAGUAUGACCCAACACUCGAGACCAUAUACAGACAUGAAAUGUCUAUUGGUGGUGAUGUGGUGCACUUUGAAAUACUGGACACAGCAGGACAAGAGGAAGAUGCCCUGCUAAUCGAAGAGAAGAUCAAGUGGGGAGAUGGAUUUGUCAUUGUGUACUCUGUAACAGACAGGUGUAGCUUUGACGAGGUCAUGCGCCUCUGUUUCCUCGUCAAUCACAUCCACUCCUCUUCAGGCGCCCGCAAGUGCAGCCCUGAGCCUCCACCCAUAGUUAUUGUGGCCAACAAGAAGGACCUUGAGUUUGACCGCAUGGUGAGCACUGAGGAUGGAGAGGGCCUGUCACAGGGCCUAAAACUGCCCUUCCAUGAGAUUUCAGUGCGUGACGGAUGGGAAGAGACAGCGGGCGUCUUUAAUGUUCUUUAUGGAGAUGUGAUCCAUCAACUUGACACUUCCCCAGCCUCAUACCGCAGGAGAGCAGUCUCCAAGCUGAUGGAGAAGAUCCCCAGGAUCAACUCCAAUCCUCCUGGCACCCCUGGCCGCAGCUUCAGCUUCAGCUCAUUCAGGGACUUCCUGCCUGACUGAGCCGGAUGGGUUGGGGCUCUGAACAGCGGCUGUGAUUUGGGUAUUCACAGGGGAAACAUGAAACAUGUUGUUUUGGCAGCGUGCCUCUAGAAUAGCUGUGUUAGUGCUCUAUGGAAAGUGAUGCACUUGGACACCUGGAUAAGAGACUUGGACACAUUAGAUCUGAAAAUGGAUCUAGCAAUUACUGUAGAAUGUAAUUCUAUAAACAUUUGUGGGGACAAUAUUUAAAUCAAGCGUAAUAAGAGUAGUACAAUUGUGUUUUGUAUUUUGAUGAGACAUGAACAACAAAUUAAAUAUCUAGAAACAUCUAGAAAUAAAAUGUAACUAUUUGUUGCGGUAUCAAAUGACUAAAAUGAACAUUCUGCAGAUGUUCUUAAUAUAGGAUAUUUUUGAAAGUAGAAGAGGCAGGUGUAUUUGAUCUUUCCUCAAGAUGUAAUCUUUAAAGCAGUAGAAAGCAUUACCUGCUUAGAUGUUUGUCACGGUUUCGGCCGAGGCUGCCUCUCUUCCUUGUUCGGGCAGGCAUCGGCGUUCGUUGU